AAGACUGGUCGUCGAUUUGACUAACGUUGGUGACCUGGUACUUGCUUUCCGUUCCAUCGACCAUUCCCGAGCCUCUAUCUAUACACCAAUUGCAAUGGCCCAAACAACAAUGGCACCAGCCUCUUCCAUAUGGUCCCGCAAACGGGAUUUGGUCUACUUCCUCUUCUUUGUGAUCCACGUCCCUGUCAUCUUCCUCGUCGAUGCCGCGCCUCUACUUCCUUCUUUUCUCCAGACCGACUUAUCCCACCAGUUGCGUGCUUUCUACAUUGACACCUACCAUGACAAAUUUUUUGAGGACCCAGCCCCGGCCUGGUUUUCGGCUUUCAUCUUCAUGGAGAUGGUCUACCACACGCCACUGAGUCUGUGGGCGAUCCCUGCCUUACUGCGAGACAAUCCCCUUGUUCCCGUCCACCUGCUAGUCUUCGGCGUCCAGUCCUUCGUGACGUCAGUGGCAUGUCUCGUGGAGGUCUGGGGCUGGACUGACCGGUCCACCGACCAAAAGACCAAUAUCACGUUUUUGUAUGCUCCGUAUGUCGCUUUGGGUAAGUUGAUUGUCUAUCCUACCGAUCCUCCUCGGGCCCCCACUCCGAGCCCUGAGGAAUUCCCGCAUCUGGAAAUGAUGUGAUGUGAUAUGGUAUGGUAUGAUGUCUGUUGGACUAACAUAUAGCUUCAGGUGGGUUUAUGGCCCUCGAUAUGGUCGGUCGCUUGCAGGGUCGUCUGCUGGCAAAAUCCAAGAAAGAGUAGAUAGAGCUUGGAUUUGACAAGGUCUGUCUGUCCCAUCUACCGGACUCUAGACAACCCGUGGCGUGACUUAGGGCCAGGGCGAAGGACAGGGGCGAAGCUGGGAAAAUCA
Messenger RNA from Aspergillus candidus, 853 nucleotides. Its product is annotated as EXPERA domain-containing protein. The transcript is spliced from 4 exons. Gene Ontology annotation, cellular component: endoplasmic reticulum. Lineage: Eukaryota; Fungi; Ascomycota; Eurotiomycetes; Eurotiales; Aspergillaceae. The record is from RefSeq and is a predicted model, not a curated record. The coding region runs from base 95 to 625 and encodes 176 amino acids.